CCUCUUCCUCCUGAGAAAGUGGAACUCACCCACCCUCCACCCCUCCCCUUCUCUUCCCUCUCCCUCCCAUCCAAGGCUUUAACAGCGGGCAGAGCGGAGCUGCCGGCCACAGUUGUUGGCUGGAUUGUAACAGAGACAGAGAAGCAAGCAUCAUGGACGUGAAGCUGCUGGUGCUGGUGGCUCUGCUGGCCAUCGCUACACAUGUUCCCACCUCAGACGCGUUUUUGUGUGUUUUGUGUUUUUCCAGCCAAGCCCAUCAGUCUGGUGGAGCGGUGCUGGUGUCGCGCCACGCUCAGCACCGUUCCUCAGCGCUCCAUCAAAGAGCUCAAGUUUCUGCACACACCAAACUGCCCCUUCCAAGUCAUUGCGAAGCUGAAGAGCAACAGAGAAGUCUGCAUCAACCCAGAGACCAAGUGGCUGCAGCAGUACUUAAAGAACGCCAUCAACAAGGUGAAAAAGUCCAAAAGACGCAACAACAAGAAAAACUAAAGCCCAGGAAAAGGAUCGUGGAGCGCUCUUCCAAUCUGAGCUGAAACCCCAGGUCAAACCUCUGUACCUCCCUGACGUUGCUCUGGAUGUAUUCAAACCCGCUGGGCGCCUCUACGGACCGCUGGAAGCAGCGCCUCACCUCCGACCCACCUGCAGCAGCACUGCUGAUCCUCACCUCCUGCUUCCCUAUAAAAGCACCAAAUGCAAUGUUUUUGGAAUGACGGGACGCGUGUCGAGUAUAUGAGCUGAGAGACUAACAAAACAAAACUAGAAUGUGUGAAUGUGGCGUACGUGAACUAACUCUCAUUCUGUGCCUGGUUUAAUUUUUAUAAGUGAGAGCUGUAAAAACUGCAGUCUUUCUGACUCCCACGACGCUCGUGCUAGCUCAGUUUGCAAACAAGAUGCUGAGUGUUGUGAGCUGCAGCACUGAUCUUUUCUCUGUUGGCUGAAUGAAGAAGAGUUUUUUUGUUGUUGUUUUUUUAUCUGCAAACACCAAAGGAAAAUCUGCGACCAUGUCCCUGAGACUUACACUAAACGUGUGUUUUCACGCUCACACUUCUUCCCUCUUCCUCCGUCACACAAAUCUGCUGCUUCUCCUCCAUCGCCACAUCAUAAAAGUCUCCCACUUUUCCUCUUGGCUUUGUUGAGGAUGUGGGUUUUUCCGAACACAAAUGCAAAAAGCUACUGUUGAUUUUAAGGCAAAUGUGACAUUCCUUCUUGAUUGAGGGGGUGAUGUGAGAAAACACAGGCUUUGAGGCCUUUUGGUAAUUAGGACUCAGCUCUGGCAUCACGUUCGGGUCAACGCAAAAGAAACUUGUCUAAACUGUAAAAACAAGAAAUGAGCACUGAUUUCACGGUGCUGUAAAUUCAUCACAGGGGGUAAAGCCAUUUGUGUAAUUGUGUUUCAGUUCUGUUUGUGCGAGAAUGAACGUAGUAUGGAGUCAGUUUUGUUUUUUAUUUGAAGGACAUUUGCCAAGUGAACAGGCCACACAGGGAGAGAAACAUUCAUUAGUGCAGCUUUUAUUUAAAUGUUUUUAUGUUUAAUUUUUUUAUCACUGAUUGAGCUUAAAAAGGAGAAAAUAAUGAAUCAACUCAGAAGCUUGUUUGAAGUGUAGGUCUGUGGAGAAGUUAGAGAAUGAGCAAAAACUAUCUUACCUGGAGACAUCAAAUAUUUUUGAUCAGGCUGAUCAGGGAUAAAAUAAACAAGUCUCUUCUAACAGAGAAGCUCAUGCAAAUGCUGUUUUAUUUGCAAAUGUUAAUUUGACACUUCACAGUUAUUUCAGCAAAAAUCUGAGGUUUAAGUGUCCCGGGUGGCACUGAAGUGCUACAGCUAGCUGCUGUUGCUAAUUGUGCUUCAAAAUAACCAGUAAAAUAAUUGCAUAAUGAUAAUGCAAUUAUUUUACUGUGAAGUAAGUAAAGUAAAGUUUUAUUUAUAUAGCACCUUUCAUAGAAAUAGAUUCACAAGGUGCUGCACAAUCAGAGGGAAAUCUAAAAGAUAUACAAUCAGAAUAGGAUAUUAAAAAUUUGGAACAAAAAUUAUAAAAGCUGUACAACCAUCAAAGUAUCAAGACUAUGCAAUCUGAAAAAUAAAACAAGUAAAUAAUAUCUAGACAAAAAUGGUGAGGGCAGAGUAAAACAUUAACAUAUUAAGAUGAAGGGUUUUUAAAUCAGAAAAUAAAUCAGGUAGAUUGUGGAGUACUGGUACAUUUUAGAAAAAUACAUUUUUCACAAAUUAAAAUGAUUUGAAGCAGCUUUUGCAUGAAUUUCUAAGAAACCUUUUAAAUUAGAGUCUGUUUGUUUUUUUUUUUUUAUUAUGCAGAAUUCUUCUUUGUUCUCGGCCUCGCUCAGACAAGCUGUUAUCUCAGUCUGGUCAGAAUUAAACUCUAUUUCUCCAGACUGAGACAAUUUAUAGAUUUAUCUACAAUAAAAUGUUAAAACUCCAGCCCAAAAGAUCUGAACUAUCCCUUCAAAAUGCAGCUUCACCUCAAAGGGCCUAAAAUUCACACUGUUUUAUUGGAAGUUUUAUUGUUUUUUUAAGACAGAAAGGGUAAAUGUUGAGGAGGAGUUGUGUAUGGGAUGGAAAAUGUAAAGUUUUUAGACCAACACCUGUCCUUAGUAGGAACAAAAAGCUAAGAAACUGAAAUAGCUGAAUGAUUGUUGUCACAUAGGGACUGUUCACAGUGGCAAAGG
Molecule: messenger RNA, 2679 nt
Organism: Austrofundulus limnaeus
Lineage: Eukaryota; Metazoa; Chordata; Actinopteri; Cyprinodontiformes; Rivulidae
Product: stromal cell-derived factor 1
Biological process (GO): immune response; chemotaxis; defense response
Cellular component (GO): extracellular region
Molecular function (GO): chemokine activity
Source: RefSeq, a predicted model, not a curated record